Linum tenue is the source of this 4178-nucleotide messenger RNA. NCBI's taxonomy places the organism in Eukaryota, Viridiplantae, Streptophyta, Magnoliopsida, Malpighiales, Linaceae. The record is from the annotation of a GenBank genome assembly.
UCCAUUCAGCAAGACAUCUUCCCAACUACUGCUCUACCCUUUUCUCCUUGUUUUUCCAUUCAAGCUAUAAAGAAAAACAAAACAAAGCAAAAUAGAAAGCACCUCAGAUUUUGCUCCCAAACAUAUUCCACAGAAUCUUCUUCUCCUUUCUCCCGUCUUCCAUCCCCACACCACCAAUUAUACUCUCCCAUUUCCCCUCUCUCUUCCUCUAAAUUUCCCCCAUCCCCUGUUCUCAGUUGCUUCCUUGGAUACCCACACCAAAAACAAAAAAGCCUCCAACUUGCUUCUUCUACAGCAGACUUUUGGACCGAAUAAAUAAACAAAGAUCGCUUUUUUUUUUCUACCCGCAACUUCUUCCACUUGGCCACAGGACCAGAGGGAGUAGAAACAGAAAGAGGAACUGUAUAAAGGGAGGGCCGAAUCAUGUGUGUUCAAGACGCUGAGAGCGUUGCUCAGGAAGCGGAAAUGGAGGAGGAAGAGAAGAUGGAGAAGAACGACGGCGGCGGAGGAGGAGGAAGCAGCGGCGGCAGUGAUAACAGGAAGCAAGCUCGGCCGUUUAGGCCUGCCCAGAUGGAGAAUUGGGAUAAAGACUCUUCCUUUGUGGCCCCCGGCGCCGGAAUCAGUGUCGGCGGCAACUCCUGCCCUCUGGAGAGCAUUAGUGAGGAUAGAGUCUCAACAGAAAGGAGGACGACCAACUUUGUUCCUGCCCUUAGGUCUGGGGAGUGGUCUGAUAUUGGUGGCCGCUCUGAAAUGGAGGACACUUAUGUUUGCAUUAGUGACUUGGCCAAGAAGUUUGGUUAUGAUGAUCUGCUGACACAGGAGACCAUUUCUCUCUAUGGUGUAUUCGAUGGCCAUGGGGGUAAAAGCGCGGCACAGUUUGUCCGAGACCACUUGCCAAGGAUCAUUGUUGAAGAUGCAGACUUUCCUCUUCAGAUGGAGAAAGUGAUUGCACGUUCAUUCGUUGAGGUAGAUGCUGCAUUUGCAGAAUCUUGCUCUUCUGGUUCCACGAUCUCGUCUGGUACAACUGCACUAACCGCUAUGAUAUUUGGGAGGUCAAUGCUCAUAGCAAAUGCAGGUGACUGCAGGGCAGUCUUAUCUAGAAAUGGAAUGGCGAUUGAGCUGUCCAUGGAUCAUAGGCCAUGCAGCAUGAUCGAGAGACUCCGAGUUGAGUCAUUGGGUGGGUACGUCGAUGAUGGUUAUCUCAACGGCCAGUUGAGUGUUACACGUGCAUUGGGAGACUGGCAUCUCGAAGGGAUGAAGGACGCAGGAGAAAAGGAUGGUGGUGGCGGCCCACUGAUUGCUGAACCAGAGCUCAAGCUAAUCACAUUGACACACGAGGAUGAGUUUCUGAUCAUAGGUUGUGAUGGAAUCUGGGAAGUGUUCUUCAGCCAGAAUGCAGUGCACUUCGCUAGGAGGAGGCUUCAGCAGCACAAUGAUGUGAAGCAGUGCUGUAAAGAAAUGGUGGAGGAAGCUAUCAAACGAGGAGCGACUGACAACUUGACAGUUGUCAUCGUAGGCUUUCACUCCGAGCCACCUCCAUCAACUGUAGUUCCAAAGGGGAGAGUGAGGAGGAGCAUCUCUGCUGAGGGACUGCAGAACCUGAGAUGUCUACUACAAGGAUAAUGCCGAAAAAAGUUGUCUUCUUUUCGGUUUUCUUCACCCAUACUUUUAGGAAGGGUAGAAGCUAGUCAAUAAUGGUGUAUAACCUUUGCUGGCUUGAUCUGUUUUUGUAAAUACAUUCAUUGGGGAACAACAGAUUUCCCCUUGCCGUCAUUCAGAAUCGCGGAACUGUAAUAUCAAAUUCUGGACUAAUAAUGUCUUGAGAUGUAUAUACAUAUAUAAUUGAUCCUCUUUUACCACUCAUUUGUCCUCUAUAUUGAAUCCAGUCAGACUGAUGCUAGGAAGUGGCUUUAGAGUGAAACAAACAUGUCAAAGUAUUCAGCAGCAUACCUAUAUAUAUGAUCAUAUUAUGAGCUUCUGUUCAAAGUGUACAAGAAGACAAAGGCAACUUGUGCCUAAAGAAUGAGAUCUUAAUGCUGUGUAACAGUGUAAGCAAGAAAUUCUCAGCCUUCGUUCUAUUCCCGUAAAUCAAAAUCUCUAAUAUCAAGUAUCAAAUGUACAGAGAGAGUACAACAACAAAACAAGACAACAUAUCAACAAAGAGACUUGUCAGUUUGAAGCUGUGCUCUGCUGAGGUACAAGAGUUCUCCCAUAAAGCUUCUCUUCAAUCUCAAUUUUUGCCAGCCGAAUCAAGAAGAGAGCCGCAAACGAAAUGGAAACAAUAAGCAUGAAGAACACGCUGUUCCACCCUCGUGUCGAUAUGUAACCCGCCAGAAGGGGACCAAGAGCUGCACCAACCGACCCAGUACCAUCGAUUAUUGCAGUCACGGUUGCUAAAGCACGGGAGUUGCCUUUGAUUGUGUCCUGUGUGCCAAGGUCAGCCGCGACCGCUGUGGUGAUUAAAGCAUACGGACCAUUCACAAGUGAACCAGAAAUGAACAUCAGUGCAAUGUUGGUGGCCAUGGAUAUGCUUCCAUAGACCCUGUACAAGAUUAAGGCUGGGAUUGAUAGCAACAAGAACAUCACAGAGGUUACUGCACGAGCUUCGAUCUGAUCGGAUACAAACCCUGCUACAAUUCCACCAAGGACUCCUCCUAUAUCAAAUACCGUCGAAAGAAUUCCGGCAGUUUUAUGUGACAAAUGGACCCCAGCAACAGCUGUGUGCCUAAUGUAAAAUGGCAGCCAAUAUAAGAAUGUGUAAGCAACUAGCUUGGAGAAGAAGAGGCAGAAAGCAAAUGGUGCAACCCCUGGCAAUCUCCAAGCUUCCAAGAAUCCAAUAGCAGUUGAAGAAACUGAAUCUUCCGUCCCCAGAAGCACAGUUUCCUCUGAUUCGCCCUUUUCAGCUGUCUCAACACCAUUUGUAUUCUCAUUCAUCUCGAUCUCCUUCCCUGGUAGCUCAUAUCCCAUCUCCUCAGGACUAACAACUAAAAACAAGAACACCAAAACUGCAACUAAUAUGAUCAGAAACCCGGGCAGGACGAAUGACCAUCCCCAACCAAACUCCAAAACUGCUGAAGCCAAUACCGAGCCGACGAUGUUUCCUACUGAUGUGUGCGAAGUCCAGACUCCCAUUAUCAACCCUCUCUUUGAUUUCCCAGACCAAUUCCCCACUACUGCCACCACACAGGGCCAUCCUAUAGAUUGAAACAAGCCACACAAAAUCUGCACGCCUACAAAGAAUGCUAACCAAUGUAUGUCCAACCAGUACCCUAAUCCAAACACAACUGUCAAAACUCCACUGCCCACCAUCCCAAAGACGAGGAACAACCUCAAAUUGAUCCGGUCUCCAGCGUGUCCUGCGAAGUACAUUCCAAAUGCAUAUGCUGACAAGAAAGCAAGAUCUAGCUCUCCAAGCCGCUGUGUGCCCUCAGUUCCAUUGAAUGGAGCCCAGCCUGCAUCGAGAGAGCUCGAAUUCGACUCUGCCAAUGAUGAAUUCGAUGUGGUUGGUCCCAGGACGCUUUUAACAAUGCUGGGGGGCUUUCGUGAUGCGUGGAAGGAAGCAUAAGCAAGGAAAGUGAUGAUCAACACUGCAAUUUGAUGGAAAGUCAGGGUUUUGUGAGGAGGUUUGAGAGACGGGCAGAGGCUAAAACCCGGUGGGAGGCUGCUUUGGCUUAUGGAUUGCAUUUUUGCUGAUUAGAAAGAACGAAUCAUCCAAAAACCAAACCUUCCUGAUUAUAACUCUCUACUACCCAAAUCCCACCGAUCCCUCAUCAAACUCCUGGCAUUUGCACAUCAAAAGAAUCAAAAGCUGUCAACUUUUCUAAGCAAUGUGAUCGAACCAAUGACCAGGAUGAACAAUACGAAGGAAAAAUUCAAAGGGUUGAUUUUUGGAUCGGCGAAUUGUUGACCCGGCAAAGAAUUUCGUCAAUGCGAGUCGGGCUUCGAGCUGGAAUUUGGGAGGGAAAUAGGAAAAAUGAAGAUAGGGUUAGGGUUGGGACUCCGGGAAUCUCAAUUUGAUGAUAAAUCGUGACCAAUAUGGCGUUGAAUGGUGGCGGCCAACACUGGCCGCUCUUCCGGAACGCGUACCGGACUCCGAUGGAAAGAGAUACUAAUAUCCCCGAUCCCACCGGACUUUCAAACAAAGCCUUAGAUCUCAGGUGAUUAGUUAACGAAAUCAG